This is a messenger RNA of Notothenia coriiceps (black rockcod), 801 nucleotides long. RefSeq names its product phosphatidylinositol 4-phosphate 5-kinase-like protein 1. Gene Ontology annotation, molecular function: 1-phosphatidylinositol-4-phosphate 5-kinase activity. The transcript has 8 exons. Gene Ontology annotation, cellular component: plasma membrane. The annotation marks the transcript as partial. The record is from RefSeq and is a predicted model, not a curated record. NCBI's taxonomy places the organism in Eukaryota, Metazoa, Chordata, Actinopteri, Perciformes, Nototheniidae. Gene Ontology annotation, biological process: phosphatidylinositol phosphate biosynthetic process.
AUGCGUAAACUGCAUCUCCCGCAGCUGAAGCCACGGACUAAUGAACUGUCUGAUGAGGAUUACAGAUUAGAGGUCACUCAGAUUCAUAAGGACUUCACCAUGGAGACCUUUGCGGGCCCGGUGUUCUCCCUCCUGCGGGGGGCUCUGGGGGUCUCGGAGCAGGAGUACCAGCAGUCUCUGAGCUCCAGCAGCUGCUACCUGCAGUUCAUCAGCAACUCCAAGAGCAAGGCUGACUUCUUUCUCACGAAUGAUAAAAGUUUAUUUUUGAAGACGCAGAACAAAAGGGAAAUCAAAUUCCUUCUGAGCAACCUGAAGAUCUACGUGGAACAUCUGAAGAGAUUCCCCCACUCACUGCUGGUCAAGUUCCUAGGUGUUCAUAGGAUCAACAUCCCACACAGGCAGAAGAAAUACUUCAUUGUAAUGCAAAGUGUGUUUUAUCCUGAUGAUCGACUCAAUGCCAGGUACGACAUUAAGGGCUGCGAGGUGAGCCGUUGGACGGAGCCUGCGCCGGAGGGGAGCCACAUCAUCGUGGUUCUCAAAGACCUCAACUUUGAAGGGCAGUACAUCUCUCUUGAGCGGCAGCGGGCCUGGCUCCUGCAGCAGCUGGAGAUCGACACACACUUCCUGCGGAGGCUCAAUGUGCUGGACUACAGUCUCCUUCUGGCCCAUCAGCCCUUGCACCACGACGAGCGCCACCAGAGUCUCUCCUUCGCCUCCCUCAUCAUGAGAGCCAAGAAGUCAGUGUCUUUAAGCUGUUGUCCACAUUUUGUGGCCCUGUUUUGGUGGUUCAUCAUUAGUACA